AUGGCGGACAAGGUGUUUCCUUACCUCGAUCUCGUCAUCGCCUUCAUCGCGGCCUCCUUCGCCUUCGAGACUCUCCUCGACCUGCGCCAGUUCGCCGCCCUACUGCGCCCAUCGCUCCCCCCCGCGUUGGAGGGCGUGGUGAGCCACAACAAGUUCCUCAAGGCGCGCGCAUACAGCCUUGACCGUGCCCGCCUGGGGUUCGUGCGGGGUGCAGUGGACUUCUGUGUGGAGCUUCUGAUGCUCAAGCUCUUCGUGCUGCCGUGGCUGUGGGAGCGCUGUGCGUUGGACUACCAGCUGCCGUGGCUGUGGGGUAUCAACGGGCACAACGAGAUCGAACACUCCAUCCUCUUCCUCUUCGCCUCCUCGCUCAUCUCCCAGGUGGUGGAUCUGCCGUUUGCCCUCUUCUCCACCUUUGUCAUUGAGCAGAGGCACGGCUUCAACAAGCAAACCCUACUGGGAUUCAUCAAGGAUCGCAUCCUUGGCAUUCUGCUCAUGGUGGUCAUUCUGCCACCCGUGCUGGCAGCGUGCAUUCGCAUCGUGCAGGUGGGAGGCAACCUAGUGGCGGUGUACCUCUGGCUCUUCAUGCUCGCCUUCUCUCUCUUCAUGCUCACCAUCUACCCCGUCGCCAUCGCCCCACUCUUCAACAAGUUCACACCUCUUGAAGCCGGGACACUGAGGAGCAAGAUAGAGGGCCUUGCAGGUUCACUCAGUUACCCACUCAAAAAGAUCUUCGUGAUGGACGGCUCACAGCGAUCCGCACACAGCAAUGCCUAUCUGUACGGCUUCUUCAAGAACAAGCGCAUCGUGCUCUAUGACACGCUGCUGUCGCAUUGCAAGGACGACGAGGAGGAGGUGGUGGCAGUGAUCGCUCACGAGCUGGGCCACUGGAAGCUGGGUCACACCAUCCGCUUCUUCCUGCUCUCGCAGGCUUUGAUGCUCAUCCAGUGUUCCGGGUUCAUCUUUGUGCGAUCGCAGCCCGACAUCUUCCGCUCCUUUGGCUUUAAGGAGGAGCCAGUCAUCAUUGCCAUCCUCUUGUUCCAGCACCUGUCCACGCCUGUCUCUCACCUGCUUGACUUUGGCCUCAACAUCAUCAGCCGAACAUUCGAGUACCAGGCGGAUGCAUUUGCAGUGAAGAUGGGGUAUGCACCGAAGCUGCGAUCGGGGCUCAUCAAGAUGCAGGAGGAGAACCUAUCAGCAAUGAACACGGACCCGUGGUACUCUGCAUACCACCACUCGCACCCGUGCUUGCCCGAACGGCUUUCCACCAUUGAUGCCGAGGCCAAGAGGGUGGGCAAGAAGGAAGAGUGA
This is a messenger RNA of Closterium sp. Naga37s-1, 1308 nucleotides long. The record is from the annotation of a GenBank genome assembly. Lineage: Eukaryota; Viridiplantae; Streptophyta; Zygnematophyceae; Desmidiales; Closteriaceae.